Messenger RNA from Neurospora tetrasperma FGSC 2508, 198 nucleotides. RefSeq lists its product as uncharacterized. Bases 1 to 198 code for a protein of 65 amino acids. The record is from RefSeq and is a predicted model, not a curated record. The transcript has a single exon. Lineage: Eukaryota; Fungi; Ascomycota; Sordariomycetes; Sordariales; Sordariaceae.
AUGACCAAGUUUGCAGCAAUGUUGCGUGCACUGAAGAGACGAAAUUUAGCUGGCCAAAACGGGAAUUUCAAUGUCAGGUGUCAUCAGCUGCACGGUCCCACAUUUCCUGGUAUUUGGGUGCGCGUAGGUUUUGGGGUGGGUGCGCCGAGGUUUACUUUAAAAAAUAUACUAUUAAACAGAUUUAUAUUGAUUUGCUAG